Molecule: messenger RNA, 597 nt
Organism: Microthlaspi erraticum
Lineage: Eukaryota; Viridiplantae; Streptophyta; Magnoliopsida; Brassicales; Brassicaceae
Source: the annotation of a GenBank genome assembly
AUGAAUUGCUCCGACACAACCCGUCUCUGCACUUCCUUCCUCGCAUUCAAACCGAACCAAAACCAAACCUUCUCCGUAAUCCAAAGCAUGUUCGACGCAUUACCGGCGGACAUAACCGCCGACGUCUCCGGUUACACCUACGUGAGAAAGAACUGCUCUUGUCUCACCACGACUCAUCAAUACACAACGAACACGACAUUCACAGUCAGACAAAACCGUAGCUACAUUUCCGAAGCUGUCGUCUCUGCUUACUCUGGUCUCGCGUUUCCACCGAACACCACUAGAGGUGCCCCUGCCGGCGCGGUUGUCUCUGUGCAGCUUCUCUGCGGAUGCUCGAGUGGUCUCUGGAACUACCUUAUGAGCUACGUGACUGUUUCCGGAGAUAGUGUUCAAUCUCUCUCGAGCAGAUUCGGUGUUAGUAUGGAUCGAAUUGAAGAAGUCAAUGGAAUCUCGAAUCCUGAUAAUAUCACAAUAGGAGAUGUCUUUUACAUCCCUCUUGAUUCCGUACCUGGAGAGCCUUAUGAGACAAGUGAGAUAAAUCCUCCUGCUCCUUCUCCUGCGCCUGCAUCAACCAAUAGCAAUAUCUCAGGUUUUUGA